This is a messenger RNA of Hyalella azteca, 1221 nucleotides long. It is a transcript of the gene Scox, whose product is annotated as protein SCO1 homolog, mitochondrial. Lineage: Eukaryota; Metazoa; Arthropoda; Malacostraca; Amphipoda; Hyalellidae. Gene Ontology annotation, molecular function: copper ion binding; copper chaperone activity. Gene Ontology annotation, cellular component: mitochondrial inner membrane. Gene Ontology annotation, biological process: intracellular copper ion homeostasis; mitochondrial respiratory chain complex IV assembly. The record is from RefSeq and is a predicted model, not a curated record.
ACACAAGCCAUUCCAAUAGCCAGGCUAUUCAGCAGUUCCAGGCAUCAGAGCAUUAAGCAUAGCACGAACUCCAAGCCUGAGUCAAAAGAUACCAAAUCCUGGUCUUGGAAGCAGCCCAUCACAUGGAGGUCCCUAGCUAUCACUUCAGCUAUAGGCCUUGCUUCACUUACUUUCAUGUUCUAUCUAAAACGUGAAAAGGAAAUAGCUCUGGAGAAAGAAAGACGGCGCGUGUUGGGCAAGGCUCGCAUAGGAGGUCGUUUUGAGCUAAUUGAUCACAACGGCAAGACCGUGAAGAGUGAAGACUUCCUCGGCCAGUGGUUGCUCAUAUACUUUGGCUUCACCCACUGCCCUGAUGUCUGUCCUGAUGAGCUAGAAAAACUUGCAACCAUCGUCGACAAAAUUGAUGGUGACAAAAAUUUGCCGAACAUUCAGCCGCUCUUCAUCACCGUGGAUCCCCUGAGGGACUCCGUGGAGGCUGUCAAGGCUUAUGUUGCUGAGUUUCAUCCUAAACUGCUUGGCCUCACGGGCUCUGUAGAUCAAAUUGCUGAAGCAUGCAAGAACUACAGAGUGUAUUUCAGUGCAGGGCCCAAAGAUGAGGAUGAGGAUUACAUUGUGGACCACACAAUCAUCAUCUACCUGGUUGACCCAAAAGGUCAUUUUGUUGAUUACUAUGGACAAAACAAAGAUGCCCAACAAAUAGUUGAUGGAAUUUCUCUUAAUAUAAGGAAAUUUGAGUUAGCGAAAUAGAUUUUCAAGUUGCCCCAUCGUGUUCAUGCUGUGGAGAUUUUAGAUGCCGAGAGGAACCUGCAACUUUUUUUACCCAAUUUUGGUCAGCAUUCGGCAACAGGCAUAGAGGUUUGGUCAGUUAUUUAUCGAGACAAACCAAGCGCAAGUACGUAUGAAAAUUAUGCUGUCCAGGGUUGAGAAUCAUUCAUUCCCUUGAAUACGAAGUUGCAAUAUAUUUAGCGCCUUGAGGUAUUUGUCAUAAAUUCGCCAGUUUGCAAGACACAAUUGCUUGUGACUUUCAAUACGAUUCCACGACGUAGAAGAGCCCAGUUAAGAAAUAUAGAUAGCGCGAUCACUGUCAAUUUUUCUACUGACGUCGACAGAACCGCAAAGGCCUCUAAGAACCGUAACAGGAUAAUCAUGUCACGGGCUUCUUCUUGUUUAUAUGUAUUAUUGUAACAUAAUAACAAAAUAAACUACUACCCUCACAAUACU